Messenger RNA from Chelonus insularis, 561 nucleotides. RefSeq names its product putative ankyrin repeat protein RF_0580. NCBI's taxonomy places the organism in Eukaryota, Metazoa, Arthropoda, Insecta, Hymenoptera, Braconidae. Gene Ontology annotation, molecular function: protein binding. The transcript has 3 exons. The coding region runs from base 1 to 561 and encodes 186 amino acids. The record is from RefSeq and is a predicted model, not a curated record.
AUGGCGCCUCGAAUGUCAUCAGAACAUAACAUUCCAAUAGAAAUUGUUGAAUUAGUUUUAAAUUUUAUUGAUGAUAUUGAUGGGAAAGAUGAUUUUGGAAACACUGCUCUCCAUGAAGCAACUUUUAGGCGUAAUAUUAAUACUCUCAAAUAUUUGCUGGAAAAAAAUGCCGAUGUGAAUGCAAAAAAUUUUGAUGGAAGAACUCCUCUUCAUUUGAUAUCAUUAAAAUAUUGGGAUGUAAAUUGUAUUGAAUGCAUAAAAACUCUUAUAGACCACAAAGCUGAUGUUAAUGCAGUUGAUAAAGAUUUAAUAAGUCCACUUCAUUUAGCUUGCUUAAACAAAAAUAUCGCAGUUGCUAAAUAUUUUAUUGAAAAUGGAGCUGAUUCUAGUUUGAGGGAUAACGAUGGUAGAACUGUAUUUCAUUAUGGAUGUAUGGUUAAUACAUCUCACGUUCCUGAACCACAGUUUGAGGAUUAUAGAAAAAUACAAACUGAAGAUAUUUUAAACCUAUUUAUUGAGGAGGAAUUAUUGGUUAAUUGUGUUGAUAAAUUCGAAAUUUAA